Pangasianodon hypophthalmus (striped catfish) is the source of this 6037-nucleotide messenger RNA. RefSeq names its product adhesion molecule with Ig-like domain 1 (gene amigo1). The transcript has 2 exons. Gene Ontology annotation, molecular function: protein binding. Gene Ontology annotation, biological process: brain development. NCBI's taxonomy places the organism in Eukaryota, Metazoa, Chordata, Actinopteri, Siluriformes, Pangasiidae. The record is from RefSeq and is a predicted model, not a curated record. The coding region runs from base 864 to 2345 and encodes 493 amino acids.
ACUGCCCAAUGACACAUAUAAAACAGACCCCCUAACAGAAUAAUUACCACGUGACGGAUCUGUUCCUGUCAGGAUUAAAUGGCGUAUCAGGAGGAUUCGGAAAGGAUUGCAUAGCUUCAGGAGAAGAUAGACGUCUGAGCAGGUUAUGUGAAUGAAAUCCGGGCUGCAACCGGAGCGUUUUUAUGCAUGUGAGAAAGGCUGAGCGAAAGCGCGCGACUGCUCAUGCGCCCCGGCAAGUGAGUGCGCGUGAAGAGAUGCUGCUCAUCAGAUAGUCAGUGUGGCGUCUGAUCAGGGGUCGAGCACAGCUCAUUUCUUCUCCUGUCACACACUGCAUCUGCGAGCCUCAUGGAUCUUCGGACGCUUUGGCUAAAUUGACAUCUGAAAUGGAUUUAUUCACAUUUGCCAUAAUAUGUCUCGCGGAUUAUAAGACCGGCGCUGAGCGCGUCCUUUCUUUACGUAAUGUCGUAACUAUUUGCGCAUUUAUCCUUGGCCGAGUUCAACUGCGAUAAAAAAAAAAUAAAAAAAAAAAAAAGAUCUCGUGCUCGAAACGUUGUCGGGGCAAAUUGGUUUUGUCUCCUGGACGAACACACCGUUUUUCUCUCGGUGUAUCUCCAUCUGGCUUUUGUUUCUGAAUGGGAAAAGCAUGGCACGUUACUGUGAUGGGCAAUGGAUAAACAAACCCCAGCUCUGGGCAUUAUUUACAUACAAUCCUUGAUGUAUCGUAACCCGAGGCGGAACGUUCUGGAGCUUAUACUCUGCAGCUCCAUCAGCUCACUCAGCUGAUCUCUUCAUUGCGUGUAAAGAAGUCGAGUACAGCUUAUAUCAUCGUAAAACUAGAUUUGACUCUUGAGAGAGUGGAAGAUAUGCCAUCCUCCAUGGAACUGUUCAUUAAGUGGGCUGUCUGCACUUCCCUGGUUCUUAUCCAUAUACCAGGGACCGACGGCUCAAUAGUGAAUUUCCACAAAACAUGCAUAUGUGCCAGUAACAUUGUGAGCUGCUCCAAAAUGAACUUAACUACUGUUCCAUCUGACCUGCCCAAGUACACAGCAGUGCUUGAUCUGAGCUAUAAUGACAUCACCAGACUACGUGCAGAGUGGACCACAUACAAGCUCCCCAAACUCCACAACCUUUUACUGAGCCACAAUGGCUUGCAUUUUAUCUCUACUGAAGCUUUUGAUUAUGUUAAGCACUUGCGCUACUUGGACCUGUCCUCUAACAGCAUCCGCCAACUGGAUGAGUACAUUUUUGAACAGCUAGAGUAUCUAGAGGUGCUCCUGCUCUACAACAACCACAUCUCCCAGAUUGACCGCACUGCCUUCACAGGCCUCAGCAAACUGCAGAAGCUCUAUCUGAGCCAGAACCAGGUGGCCCGCUUCCCUCUGGAGCUGGUUAAGGACAAGACGCGACUGGAAAAGCUGAGCUUAUUGGACUUGUCUUCCAAUCGGAUCAAAGUCCUCCCUAUUCAAGACCUGCAGGACCUGCCAGCCUGGCUCAAGAAUGGACUUUACUUCCACAAUAAUACGCUCAUCUGUGACUGUGAGCUGUACAGCUUGAUGGCACAUUGGUAUAUGCGACGACUAAACUCAGCUGUGGAUUUCAAAGAUGACUACACCUGCAUACUGCCAGGGCCUGAUAAGAAAAUCUUGCAUGUUUUUGAGCUAAACGUGCAUAUGAACUGCAGCACAUAUAAUGAAUCAGUGGAGGAAGCCUUUUUGGAGCAGUCUCUGGUCCUCAAGUGUGAUACACGGCAUCGGGACAUGUCCAAGACUUGGAUGUUACCUGGCAAUGUAGUAGUAUCACCUGGAAACAACCAGACUGCUUUAGUUCUGCCAGACGGCAGCCUGGAGAUCAGUUCAGUAAAACUCGAGGACUCUGGUCAGUACACCUGCUUUGCUGUAAGCGAAUACCUUAAUGAAACCCUGUAUGUGUGGGUGAAGGUACAUAACUUCACUCUUAAUGGAAACAGCGAGACCCUCAAUACAGCAUACACAACUCUGGUGGGAUGCUUGGUCAGUGUGGUCCUGGUGCUCAUCUACCUGUACUUGACCCCUUGCCGGUGCUUCUGCUGUCCAGGACAAGGGAAGUCCAAGAACAAUCACGAGGAUAGUAUUCAUUCGUCUAUGCUCAGUGCCACCCCAACUCACGAGGAUCUGGCAACCAAAGCAGAGCCCAACAGGCAUGUUGCCUUCAUAGAUCCCAAGGACCUGCAGGGCCAGAAUGGGAAAGUGAAUCGCAAUGGGGAAGAGGAGCUGGAGGAUGAGGCUAAACAUGGGAAAGGAAAGAGAAAGAAAUCAGUGGCAGACUCUAUUAGCUCAGUCUUCUCUGACACACCCAUUGUGGUCUGAAUGGAUCCUGUCCAGAGUUGAAACUGGGCUGCCUACUGUGAUGGAUGCAAAUUGUGUGAGGUUUGUCCAGAGGCAAUGAGUUGUUGAGACAUCUUUGGAAAAAGAGCAGCAGAAAUGCAGUUUGCACCCUUCAGCAUGUGGCUAAUUAAAGACACAGUGUUAUAUAGCUUUCCUUUGUGAAUUUGACAAGGACAAGUUAGAGAAGCCUUUCCAGCAUUUUAAUCUGUAGCACUUAAGUAUAUACUGUGAAAAGGUCUUGCCAUAUAUAGUAAGUAGUAGUAACGUGUCACUGAGAAGUGGGGAAGGUCAUAGGGAACAUGGCAAAAAUAAUUUCUCCAUGAACAGGCACUGGCAAGCCUUAAUAUUUAGUAAUAUAUAAACCAUAUAAACCAUAUAAUAUGAUUCUUAGACUGCUGAGAGUAGAAAGAUUAUAGCUUUGUGUCCUGUAGCCAUUAAUACUUACAAUAUUUAUUCCUCCCUUCCCCAAAUGCUAACGUGCCAGCAACACCACUUUAUAUAUAGACUUCAGUCAUGAGUCAUUGCUAGAGGAGUGGCAUGCCAUUAACCACCAUUACGGUGAAUGCUGAACACUGUCAAGUGCAGUUGAAAGGACGUAGCAAAGAUUUGAAUGUGCUUGUAGAAAUUCAGCACCUCUAAGCUUAUCAAUACGUCAAACCGUAGAGGAAACCUGGGUCAGUUUUAAUAGCAAAGUAAAAUUGGAAAAGAGAAAAUCCAAUUGUUGCAUUACCAUUACAUUUAUAUUGGUUGUUGUUGUUGUUAAUAAGGAAUAAGCUGUAAAGUGAAUAGGUGACAUUAAGCCAAAGUUCAACUUGCAUUGCAAUUCCAUAGACACUUGCAAUAAUACCACAAGACUACAGCUGUUGCUGAAUUUUAGAACAAAACAUGCUGGAUUUUAGGACAAAAUGCUAAAACUUGUUUUGGAUAGAUGUCGUCUUCUAGCAUCCUGUCAAGUUUGGUUAUUGAAAGUUUGGGUAGUUGUAGCACCAAAAAUUAGAACUGACAUGCCGGCUGCCAUGAUCCCCAAGGAUCACUGAAAAUUAAUGCCAGAUGCACAAUAGCAUUUCUUGUAAUCCCCAGCUUAAGAGUAAAUUAAAUCAGCAUGUUGUGUGCACAGCAAAUGUAUACCUUAAACAAUGGCUCGUAAUCACAUUAUGGCUGCCAUUCUCUGUCAGAAAAUAUGGCCUAUUAUUUGCACAAUGCCAUUUGCAUGAGGCUGUCUGUCAUGACAACCAGAGAGACAGAGACAUUUCCUGAAUGCUAAUAACCUCUUAAAAUAGAAUAAGGCAUCUCUCUGCUUUCCCCAAUACACCAGGACAGUCCAUAAUGCAAAAACCAAAACUGUUUUUCAAACAUCUCUGAUUCUCAAACCUUCUCAAGUUCAGGGUUAUUUGCAUCUUUUGCUAGCUUUAGUCAUUGCUGAGUCACCCAUUGUCAAAAUGUUUUCUAAACGAUUGGGCCCAUCUUUAAUUAUAACCCAAGUCCCCAAAAGAUGCUUGUAAUCUUGAUCAGAAAAAAGGACAGAGCACUGGGUUUAUUUUUUGGCAAAAGAGUCUAAUCUGACAUAUUCAUUAUGCAUGUCACUAUCCAGUGUCACAUAGGCUUUAAUGAACGUGAUAAACACAUUGGAAGAGUUCCUCAGAUAUAGCACACAAAAUGAACAUUUCAGAAUGUUGGUUCAACGUGUAUUUCCACACAACAUGCAUUCUAUGUAGCAUUCAGCUGUCAUACCAUGUAACUCUAUCCCGACACCAUAAUAGUUUCAAUACUCUGGCUUCACGUUUGCCUAGAGUGAAAUAAGACAGUGAUUUGACAGCCAUAUCAUUCUUGGUUUCACCCCACUUGGGUGAAGUCAAAGGCAGGCUAAUUCAAAACACACUGAUUCUCAAUGGUAAAAUUAUAUGGAGGACACUAGCAAUGGAAGUAUUUUAGAGCAUUCCAGUUACAAUCUGUGUAAUAAGGGACUAAAACCUCUAAGAUUCUGUUUUCUGAAAGAGGGGAGAGCCCAUCUGGUUUGCACAGCAUCAUCUCAGGAAAAAAGUAUUGGAAAAUGAGAGCAGCUAUGAUGGACAGCGGCAGGCAGUGGGCAGUUCAGGCCUAAUACACGCCUCCUCAGCUGAAGCCAAAAUCCUGUGACGUCCUCACCAUCAUGAUCUCUAUGGGAAGAGGCCAGUGUCUCUGUUGCUUUCAAACAUGCUUCACCUAGGCAAGAGACACAACACCCAAACAAGUUCUAAUGGCUUUUCAGCCAUUGUCAUCUGUUUUCCUUGAGUAUCAGUCCUUGGAUAUUGUUAGAUGGCGGCAGUAUUUUAUUAAUCUGUUCAUCAUUCAGCAUUUUAUGGGCAGUACAUCUGUGCUUUUGUGUGUUGCUUCAGUGUUUGUUUACAACGUUUACCUUGAAGACAGUGUUUUCUUAACCAGCAAGUCAUUUUGUCUGAUUUCCUUGUUCUUCUAUCAGAAGUGCCCAAGUCACUCCUCUAGUUUAACACUGCUGGCUCUAAUGCUGACAUGUAUUAGGUGUAUCAAUUUAGUACAACUGGCUCUGAUAUGCAGAUGGUCUUGAAGAGCCUGUUUAGGUCGAUCAUGUGGGCUAAAGCUGAAAAUAACCUGUGGGAAAGUAGAUCACAGGGAGCAUACUGGGCCUCAUUCUUCUUUAUAUAGUGUUCUUUAAGCUGUUGUCUGGAUUCCACUUGUGACAAAAGAUGUUGAGCAUUUUAUAAUGUUAUCUGUUGUAAUUUAUGUUUCUGUCAUAUGAAAUCUUGAAGAUAUGUUUACAAUGUGUCUCAAUAGGUCUGUAUAUUAAAUUAAGAAGUUAGUUAAUAGACCAGAAACUUCAGUAAGCCAUCACAGACUGUACCUAUGGAGGCAACAAAGCACUGUAUCAGUAAGCAGUAGGUUAUAUGCUCUUUUUCAGGAAUACACUGUUAUAUGUAGAGACGUUUGUGACACAAAACCCAGAGAACUGCCUUGACUUUACAUUAUGCGCCUCUAAUACCUUUCGUUAGGAUAAUGUAUAAUGUAAGCACACUAAAUUGUGUAUCAGUGUACCUAUUUCUUACCUAGCCACUUUACUCCUGUUUGUGAAUAUGGCCUGUUCAUUUUGUCCUUUUUUAAGUGCCAUACACUAUAUGUAACAUGUAUGUACUAUUUCACAACUCUGUAUGUCAAGUAUUUUAUCUCAUUUAAUUUUGAAUCUCUGGCUACUAGAGACUAUUAAUAUAAAGUGGCUGUGUCUGUCUGUUGUCUACAGUUGGAUAUACAAAGACUUUUAGUAUAUAACAAAUACACUGACCAUGUCACAAUCAUUUCAACAAAAGUGCUUGUCUUUAGUUUUUGUGAAAUGAAAACAACAAAGACAAAUACAUCCAGCUACCGGAAAUCACAUUAGUGCAAAGUGAAUGUCUUGAAGGUAGUAAUAGCCUCACAGUGGAAACAUGGCCCAUGUCUCAGUAAGCACAUUAUGAGUGCAAUAUCCAUUAGAUGCUGCAUAGUGCUGGUCCUGUAUUAGAGAUAGAGAGGUUCUGCUGUAUCGAGUCUCCAUGGUAGACUGCAGACUGUGACUGACUGUAGGGUAAAGCUUAAGCCAGAGCUGUAGAGGUUUUAUUAUAGACAAUUACUAUGAUGGUAAAAUUAUUUGCAAAACUAAUCAUAAUAAAAAAAAGGUUACAGCUUCA